Messenger RNA from Hydra vulgaris (swiftwater hydra), 760 nucleotides. RefSeq lists its product as uncharacterized. The record is from RefSeq and is a predicted model, not a curated record. NCBI's taxonomy places the organism in Eukaryota, Metazoa, Cnidaria, Hydrozoa, Anthoathecata, Hydridae.
AUGUCUAAAACUUAUUUAAGAUUGUUGCUGAGUCGCGGAAUUUUUUAGUAGUUUGUUAAACAAAACAAAUAAAGAAAAAAUAAUUCAAUCUGUUAUUAAUAUUUAAUCAAUUUCUUAUUAUUUGUAUAAGAAUUGCGCAGCUACAAUUGCCAGAUGAGAAAUCUUUUUUGUCUUCUAACAGCACUCGUUUUAGCAACAAGUGCGUUUGACAUUCCUAACUUUCGAAGAUGGUACGGUAUAGAAUAUCGGCAACGAGUUCCUUCAUCUUCAAAAUGUGAACAAUUCGAUAAAUAUUUAAAAAAAGUAAAAGAAUUGAUAAUAAAAGGUAUUAAAGACGUUUUCCAUAAUGAUCACAUUCAAGCAAGAGUAAAUAUAGAACAUGUUCCAGCAAAAGAAAAUAUAGAACAUGUUCCAGCAAAAGAAAUUAUGGAACAUGUUCCAGCAAAAGAAAAUAUAGAACAUGCUCCAGCAAAAGAAAAUACAGAACAUGUUCCAGCAAAAGAAAAUAUAGAAUAUGCUCCAGCUAAAUCGUUAGUUCGUGUUCAAGUCCCGGUAGAAUGAGUGUUCCAGUUUUUUUGUUGUUCAUUUUUUGUUUUGUAUACUAAUACAUAGUUUUUUAUAUACCGCGUAAUAUAUAUGUCAUUAACAUAUUAUACAUAAAUUAUAUGUAUUUUUAUGUAAGCUUUAUUCUUUGUUUAUUCUAGAUUUUUUUGCAAGAAAGCUGCUUAUAAACAUCUAAGAAAAACAAAUUAAAAAUAAU